AGCCCUUUCGCGAAAAUUUUUUUCACCCAAAUCGUCACUUAGCAUGGUUUUGCACUCACCCCUUCAAUUAAAAGAGUGUAUCAAAAUUUCUGCCACGUCAUUACAAAACACUUUGUAGAAUUCGCAGGGGAGACACUCCUUAUGGGACACUAUGGAAAAGCUGAAACUUAAGACCUCAAACCAGAUGGAGAAAACUUAAGUUAGUGUUACUGUAGGGGACAAAGUCAUCAAACUGAAGAACAGGGGUUACAAGGAAGUAGGCCAGAGCUUGUGCCAAGACUCGAGGAAACCAUCGGUGAGUAUGAGAUGGCAGUGGUGCCACAUUCCUUAUGUAGGGUCGAUGGAUCUCUUUAUAUUCCAACUGACAAAGCCAGCCUGACGUGUUUGAUAGAGGAGGCAAACCCACAGCCACAACUAGAAACACCACCAGCAACAGGAAAUCUACAUCGAAUACUUGUUAUUGAUGCUAUGGCCAUCGUUCAAGACAAUAUGGAAAUCUUUGUUUUGGUAACACCCCACGAUUUGACACUACUUUAAGAAAUAAAGGUUUUUGUAAGUCUUGGAAUGUGCAGGUAGAUGAAUCACUGUGUAAAAUAUGUCACUAUCAACAGGAUGUGCUGCAGCAUUACAGUCUUUUAGAUACCCUAGUUUUAUCAAGCGUACUGAGCAAAUAGUGUCUGGAUUUGAUGAAGACCAAGCAGUGUUUGAUCCCUACUUGGAAGGCUCCUUGAAGAACAAGAUGUGGCAAAAAAGAUCCACAGCAUUUGUCGGGUUUCAAAUACAUCCAGAAAUGAGGCUCACCAUGUCCAUCAAGGACCUUCUGUCAUCGUCAAAGUCCAAAAGCAUGCUGGUCACUUUGUUCACCACUGGAUUAUUAGUGCACUUCUCCAGCAACACAGCCAUCAAGCUGGUCGGGGUUUACAAUAACAAAAUCAAAUGUCUCAACUGUGAGGAAGAACACAACCAGGAGUUGUGUUCACUAGAUGAGCAUUUGUCGCAAGAGAUUUCUGUUUCCUCGCCGGACACUGAUGUAGUAGUCCUGCUGCUCGACUUGGUUUCCAAGGGAAGUCAUGGAAACCUGAAUAGUCUGAGGUUUUUGACAGGCAAGGGUGCAAACUACGGAGAGAUUGAUGUUAUUCAAUGAGUCCAAGUGACUGAAAUGCACAAGUGUCAAGACCUGAUUCGAUUGCACCACUUCACUGGGGCCGACUGGUGAGGGAAGUUUGUUGGUAUCACGAAGAAGAUCUGGGUGAAAGCAGUACAUGGCACUCAAUGAUGACCAUCCCGUGAUUGACUGCUUCAGAGAGCUUGGUGAGGAUCUUAUCCAAAACCAGUUAGCCAAUGGAGAAUUGCCCACUCAAGUUGAAGACCUAGAGAAAUUUGUCUGCCAAGUGUACUGCAAAGCGGGACCUACACCCUUCCCCAACUUUGAUGUGAGCUCUUUUGAUCCAGGAACUUGGAAG
This is a messenger RNA of Orbicella faveolata, 1463 nucleotides long. RefSeq lists its product as uncharacterized. The record is from RefSeq and is a predicted model, not a curated record. NCBI's taxonomy places the organism in Eukaryota, Metazoa, Cnidaria, Anthozoa, Scleractinia, Merulinidae.